UCGGUAGAAGAGAAGAUGUUUAAGAGCGAGGUGAAGGCGGAAGGCGAGAGGCUGUCGAGGAAGGUUCGGUUCCGUGUGGCAUCCUCUCACAGCGGGAGGGUGCUGAAGGAGGUCUAUGCUGAUGGGGAGGCCACUGACUCGCUGGACUCUGAAUAUGCCAGUAGCUCGGAGACCGACCAGACCAGCCGUCUGAGUGAGGUGGAAGGGCAGCAGAAUGGACACGUCGGGUCUGAGUGUGAUGAGAAUGAAAACGAGCAGGAUGACUUGCUUAUUUUAGUCAGAGCUGCUAAAGAGAAGGGUUUUGGUACAAAGCGAGUCAACAUUCUCAGCAAAAAUGGCACUGUCAGAGGUGUCAAGCACAAAGUCAGCGCUGGUCAAGCCCUCUUUGACAAUCUGUCAAAAGUAUUUCAGGUGUCAUCAGUGCCAGAAUUUGGCCGUAUAAUAAUUUAUACUACCAGCCUUCGUGUGGUGAGAACCACUUUUGAAAGAUGUGAACUGGUUAGAAAGAUCUUUCAAAACCACAGAGUUAAAUUUGAAGAAAAAAAUAUUGCUCUUAACAGUGAUUACGGAAAAGAACUAGAUGAGAGAUGCAGGAAGGUGUGUGAAGUUCCCUCCCUCCCUGUUGUGUUUAUUGAUGGCCAUUACCUUGGGGGUGCUGAGAAAAUUUUGUUAAUGAAUGAAUCUGGGGAACUGCAGGAUCUCUUAACCAAAAUUGAGAGAGUCCAGCACCCUCACGAGUGCCUCUCUUGUGGGGGCUUUGGAUUCCUUCCGUGCUCAGUGUGCCAUGGGAGCAAGAUGUCUGUGUUUCGGAACUGCUUUACGGACUCAUUCAAAGCCCUCAAGUGUACUGCUUGCAAUGAGAAUGGGCUACAGCGCUGCAGGAGCUGUGCAGGCUAAGAAUGGCAUUUCCACAUGUGCAAACUCAUUUUACUGUACUGCAGCAGUUUGUAAUAUGAUUUUUUUUUUUUUUAAACGAAUCUGUUUAUCUAAU
Anas platyrhynchos (mallard) is the source of this 991-nucleotide messenger RNA. It is a transcript of the gene GRXCR1, whose product is annotated as glutaredoxin and cysteine rich domain containing 1. Gene Ontology annotation, cellular component: stereocilium; kinocilium. The record is from RefSeq and is a predicted model, not a curated record. Gene Ontology annotation, biological process: sensory perception of sound; inner ear receptor cell stereocilium organization. Lineage: Eukaryota; Metazoa; Chordata; Aves; Anseriformes; Anatidae.